AUGAAGGGAUUUUUGCUUUUUGCUGUAUUCUGCUUAUUCAAUCUUUCUGCAUUAGCACAAAUUGAUGAUGUUGUAGCUUAUUGUAUGAAGAAAUUUGUCAUUGAUGGUGGAUUUAUCAAUGUUGGUGACAUCAACAUCAAUCCUAAUAACAUUGAUACAGCAACAGCUAACUGCGAGACUCUUUUAAAUGCUGCAAGAGCAGAAGCUGUAGGCGGUCUCGAAUCUACAUACAAAGGACAAAAUUUACCUCAAGCAAAAGUUGAUUGCAUUUUGAAAGCCUUCGGAACGAGUAAAAUGUUUGAAUAUUCAACUGCACUUCUUGUUUUGGAGAAUCUUCCAAUAACUUCAGAAGCUAAACAGCAGAACGCAGAAGUAGUUCAAGGUAAAAUGGCAGGUUUUAAUACAGCAGUUAUGGGAUGCUUCAUGGCAUAA
Messenger RNA from Clunio marinus, 432 nucleotides. Lineage: Eukaryota; Metazoa; Arthropoda; Insecta; Diptera; Chironomidae. The record is from the annotation of a GenBank genome assembly.